ACUGGAGAGGAGACACAGGAGUAAAACACAGGAGGCCUAACAUGCACCAGGAGGUCUGACUCACCGAGGUCUACCUGAGAAUCACCUCCCCCCCCCGUGGGACCAGGAUACCGGCAUGUACCCCAGCUCUCAGUCUACCAGACACCCGGCCCAGGCUCUGUCAAUGAGCAGUCAGUACAUCCCGCCUCCGUAUGACUUCUACCAUCACCAUCACGCCCCGGGAGCCGGUGACCCGUCGACGACGAGCGCCUGGAGCUCCAUUUACGCGCCGCGGGAGGAAUACGCGUACAGCUACCCGGGAUCGAGCCCCAGCGCCGGGCAGGUGAGCAGCUUCACCCCCGUGGAGCUGAGCGGCACGCCCACCACCGCUGGAGUAGGGUCGUUCACCCCGUACAACUUCAUCUCCGGACAGGACCCGUUCAACUGCAGGGGGAGGCCGCAGGAGCCCCUCAGACCGUCCGCUCCAGGAGGGAAGACCCGCACAAAGGACAAGUACAGGGUGGUGUACACUGAUCAACAGCGUCUGGAGCUGGAGAAGGAGUUUCAGUCCAACCGCUACAUCACCAUGAAGAGAAAGACGGAGCUGUCAAUGGCACUGGGCCUCUCUGAGAGACAGGUGAAGAUCUGGUUUCAGAACCGACGUGCCAAAGAGAGGAAAAUGAACAGGAAGAAGCUGCAGCAUUCUCAGCAGGCCUCCACCACUACACCCACCCCACCGGCACUCUGUGGCCCAGCCGACAUCCACAUCACCACCAGCCCCAGCAGCAACAUCCUGUCCGAUGCAAUAUCAGAGGAAUACUAGGUCGAUUUCACAUGACUGAUGGAGGAGUGUACAUAAAGUUUUUUUGUAAGUUUACCACAGAUUGAAUGAAGAUGAUUAACAUCAGCAUGAUGUUGUAAUGCUGCACCUUCUGCCUCUCACAAUAACAAGCACUGUGUUUUUUCUUUUGUACCAAUUGUGUCUGCGUUCGCUGACAACAGGACUUUUAUCAAAUCAUGUUUAGCAGAACUGGCGGUGAAAGUGAUGCUGAUCUUGCUGGAAGUUCCUGUAUUUAAUGUUAAUGGUUAUUGAGAAAUGUGCUGCAAAGUCACGUAUGUGCCACCAGAAUAGAGAAGACGAUUGGUGUGACUGUUUUUCUUCUCUCUUUCCUUUUUCUCUAACCGCAUGAGGAAAUAAGUCUUGAAGUCAAAGCACCUAAAAAGAUGGCUAUCAAAGAGAUCCAAAAAAAAAAUAGUUUUUAUGUUUGAGAAAGAGAGAGAGAAUGUUGUUUGUUAACACUAAUGAAAGAAAGAUUUUGCCAGUUGAAAUGUUGAUUGGAAUGGUUGAAUGGAAGUAAAAAAUAGUAUGUUUCGGUCAGUAGGGAAGGAAGGCAGCUAGAGAAAUGGAGGUGAUGAAGUGUGAAGAAAUGUUAAAAAAAAGGAAGUAAAAACGGUGAGAUUCUAGUAUAAAAAGUAAAGGUGCCAUUUGUUCUUAAACAAUUAUUUUUUAUCUGUUUUAUGUUAAAAUUUAAUUUCUUUCCCUUGCUUUUGAUGAAACACUGUGAUAAAGGACAAAACAUGUGUUUAGAAAUAACCGUGGAGUGAGUAAUUCACACGGCAGGGUUCAGCCAAAACUUUAAAAUAGCUGUAAAUAGCCACAUGACGCAUUAUCUAUAUUACAUGUGAAAAAAAUGCAAUGCUUCUCUAUCCUUUUUGAUUUGGGGAUGUAUGAAAACUACGUAUUUACUAUACAUGCAAGAAAUGCUUACACAGUUGUACAUACUUCUACGUCGCGUCAAAAGAGGUGGCAGAAAAAAGUGGCAAAUGUAGUAACUGUAGAUCUAGUCCCAACCAGGGUUGCAGAAAUCAGUUUUCAAAACAAAACACCGUGCCACCAAAUUUGUGCAAUUCUGGGGUCAGUUUGAGCUGUGAGAAAACUUGUUGAUCGUGUGUUGAUGUUGGUUCAGAUGUUUUUAAAAAUAAG
Messenger RNA from Paralichthys olivaceus (Japanese flounder), 1963 nucleotides. RefSeq names its product caudal type homeobox 1a (gene cdx1a). Gene Ontology annotation, cellular component: nucleus. Gene Ontology annotation, molecular function: DNA-binding transcription factor activity, RNA polymerase II-specific; RNA polymerase II transcription regulatory region sequence-specific DNA binding. The record is from RefSeq and is a predicted model, not a curated record. Gene Ontology annotation, biological process: animal organ morphogenesis; anterior/posterior axis specification; embryo development. Lineage: Eukaryota; Metazoa; Chordata; Actinopteri; Pleuronectiformes; Paralichthyidae.